CAGGUUAAGCGAUGAAUGGGGCGCUUGCGCAGUAGAAUCCAGAGCGGGGGAAGCGGACGCCUGCGCAGAGCGGGAGUGGUCGCACGCUCCCCGCCCCGUCUCGGAAAGCCGCGCCAGCGCAGUUCCGAAAGAUCCCGCAGAGAGAGCGCCUGCGCGGCCGUGGCCGAGGGAGCCGUGGCGGUAGCGGCGAUGGAACCAGCCGAGCCGCUGAACGACUUAGUGUCAGCCGAGGGCCGAAACCGGAAGGCGGUGCUGUGCCAACGCUGUGGCUCCCGGGUGCUGCAGCCAGGAACCGCUCUCUUCUCCCGCCGACAGCUUUUCCUUCCCUCCAUGAGAAAGAAGCCCGCUCUGGCUGACGGCAGCAAUCCUGAUGGCGAUCUCCUCCAGGAGCACUGGCUGGUUGAUGACAUGUUCAUCUUUGAGAACGUGGGCUUCACCAAGGACGUGGGCAACAUCAAGUUCCUGGUGUGCGCAGACUGUGAAAUCGGACCAAUUGGCUGGCAUUGCCUGGAUGACAAGAACAGUUUCUAUGUGGCCUUGGAACGGGUUUCCCAUGAGUAACUGAGGGGAGGGGAACGCAGCUCCAGCCGCGACUAUAAAAGCUACUCCCCUCGAGAACUGGCAUGUAAGCUGGUGUCCUUGCUCUGGCGCCGCCUUCUCUGUACUGAUGUAAAUGAUGAGUAUCGACAUGUCCGGCUGAACAUGCAUAGGGCUGACCCCGCUUCCUUAAAGCCUCAAGUGCAUGCCUCUUACGUAGCUCACUUUUGCAGCCCAACAUCUCCUGAUCUCCCUUUUCCCCCAGUUGCAGGACACUGGAACACGUCCACAAAUUUCUCAUCCCUGGCAUCCCGCCUGGGCUCCCUGACCCUGGGCUCCCUUGUUUCUUGCUCUGUAAGAGCAACAUCCAGCCUUUCAGCCAAGAUGACACAUGACAGCUGAUGCUCGUGCUAAUAGUUCAAAUGCCACCUUUUUAUCUCAUUCAAGAAAGCAUACAAGUGUCUGAGAGUGACUUUGUCGUAUGACUAACUUUAUCUACAGUAAUUUAUUCUUUUUAAAAGCGUAGCAUUUACAGACUUCGGAAUUUAAGCUACUACUAAGAAACACAUUACUUUGGACACACCUGUAAUACCAUGUUCGAGAGCCGAGCCUCUAGGUAGAUAGUGACUUUAUAUUGUGAAGAUGAAUAUAUCCCCUUUUCCCUUCAAAUCUUGCUGUGGUUUCUCUUUACAUUAUAGCCUGUAAGUUGAGAAUCAGAUUUUCAACCCUAUCUGGCAGCCAACCCAAGGAAAACUCAGCCCUGGCUUCGAAACAGAGUGGAGGAUGCAGGAUAUAGGAGGGAGAGACCCUUGCCACAUUGUAUGUGACUUUGCAGGUUUGUCUUAUCUGUGCAGGUAACUCUUUCCUUUGUUCUUAGGAAAGACUUCUCUGAUGGAUAGAGUCAUCACUUACUGAACCUACCAGGCGUGCUCAUCGGAGUUUGGGUUCACUUGGAAUCCUUGUACCAACCCAGAACACAGACUUUCUGUCCAAAUGCCACUAUCUCUAUACCUGUGGGGACUGCUCUAACAGUUCGAGGUUAGCAGACUGAUUAACCCUUCAGUAUGAUUGUCACUUGUUCUGUCAUUUCUCUUCUGAAAUAACUCAACAUCUUAGGAAUUUCUGUGACCAGGUCUCAGGUGUCCUUGCAUAAGCCCUACAUCUAAGACUGAGGAGACCCUAGAAUUGAAAUAAGGACUAAACAGAAACCUUACAAUCUACAGCCCCUCCUUCUGUAUCUGUUCUCUGCUUGCUUCUGCCUUCUUUCUCCCGAGAACUUUUCUAAGGGCUCCCCAACUAAAAAGUGUGGGCCUUGGGCAUGGUUUUGCAACCAACAUACUCUAGAAAGGUGGCUUCCUUCCCCAGUCAUAGCCUCAGUGAGCUCUAGUUGAAAAUGAGAGAACUGUUCUCUAGACAGUCAAAUGUCUGUGAUUAUGGCAUUUGCAGAAAAACAGCUGUGAGAAUUAUCCACUCAGGUCACAAGGAACAAAACCAAGUAGAUGCCUCUAGGGGCACAUGGCCCCUUCAAUCACAAGCCAAAACCUAAGCAAAGCUUUUUUUUUUUUUUUUUUUUUUAGAUUAGAUUUUUGACUUCUCUUUCCUUUUUUAAUCACAGAAAUAGUAUGUGUUCACUGAAGAUAAACACAAAAAUGGGUAUCAACAUUUUUUUAAUCCCUCAUUUCCACCAUCCAGAGAUUGCUUCUGGUAGUGUGGUGAAACUCCGGUUCUCAGUGUUUUUCUAAAUGUAUAUAUAAACAUGUAUGAUUUUUUUAAAAUAAAUACAAUAUCAUACUGUGCUCUUUUACGACUUGCUUUUUCCAUUUGACAAAAUAAUGACUUCCCAUGUUAACAGAUAACCAUCCAUGGAAACCCUUGUUUUUAGCAUUCCAUUAUAUUUCUGUCUUAUCAUUUAUUUAAACAAUCUACUAUUAGAUUGUCUCCAGUUUCUUAUAAACAGUGUGAUGUAAUGUAUGACUUUAUAGUUAAAUCUGUAUACACAUUCGUAAUUAUUUCCUACAUUAUUAGAAGUAAAAUAUGCACGUUUUCAUGGAUUAUUGACACAUAUUCUUCAGAAACAGCUGUGCCAAUCCACCCUCCUCCAGCAGCGUAGAUGAGCACCCAUUUCUCUGAAACCUUCCUAACACUGGGUAUUUAUUAUCGUUAAAAGAAUAUUUUGCCACUUUAAUAGAAAAAGUAUCUCCUUGUUUUAAUUUGCAUUUAUUUUAUGUUUAAUGAAAUUUUUAUAUACUUGCUGGUCAUUUGUAUUUUUUUCUAGAGAAUUGCCAAAUAUUGUUGCCCGAAUAGCCAAAAAUAUCAAGUUGUUAUUCUGCCUUUGCAGUUUAAUUGGAAAUAAAGGCAUUUAAACAGUA
Messenger RNA from Lontra canadensis (Northern American river otter), 2906 nucleotides. RefSeq names its product RAB interacting factor (gene RABIF). The record is from RefSeq and is a predicted model, not a curated record. NCBI's taxonomy places the organism in Eukaryota, Metazoa, Chordata, Mammalia, Carnivora, Mustelidae. Gene Ontology annotation, molecular function: guanyl-nucleotide exchange factor activity; zinc ion binding. The transcript is spliced from 2 exons. Gene Ontology annotation, cellular component: membrane; cytosol. Gene Ontology annotation, biological process: small GTPase-mediated signal transduction; post-Golgi vesicle-mediated transport. Bases 16 to 561 code for a protein of 181 amino acids.